CGUGCGCGCACCCUUCUAUCGCGUGGUGGUGGUGAUCAUCCAUAUUGCUGCUUAGUGGUGGAGAUUAUCUUGUAAUUUUAAAGUCUCUCGGACGCUUUUUUAUAUGUUUUAAUUCAACACAAACCACUCUGCGUCUUAGACUGAAGGCUAUUUGGUCUAGGGGUGGAGUGGAGUAACGAUAGAAACGAGUUUACUCGAGGAAUACUUCACAUUUUAUUUCUUGAGUUGAAAGGCGAAUUUGGGGGAUAUCGUGAGGAAAAGGGGAAAUGGCCACUCAGGUGGAGACUCUCCUACCCAAUAAUCCUCUUAUCAAAGAAGAGGAGCAUGGGCAUGCGAGCAAGAUGAUACAACACGGAGAGGACUGUCUGGAAAAGGGGGCCAAACAGACGGGUGUUGCCGACGACGGCAGCAAUAUGAAAGCAGACAACUCGGAACAGGGGGGGGUCGCAAUGAAGGAGCAAAACUCCAAACAGGCUAAAGAAGAGAGUAACAAUCAAGAGAAAGACAUCCUGGAUCAAGAGAAGCAAACGACUGGACAAACGGAAGAUUGUGUGAAAUGUAGCAAAAAUGAGUUUGCUGAAGCACCCCCGCCCAAGGUGAACCCAUGGACUAAGAAAAUGAACGCGGUGACCGUGGUCAACGUCAAUGGACAAGCACAUCAUGAGCCGCCGCCCACAACAGGCCCAGCCAAGGUGGUGAAGGCCCCAAACCCCCGGCCUCGGAGAGGAGGAAAGGUUGGAGAUUUUGGCGACGCUAUGAACUGGCCAACCCCAGGGGAGAUCGCAACUAAAGAAACGCAGAUUGAAGUUGUGACUGGGAUUGUGUCAUGCCCCAUGCCCGUCAGGCAGAUCAGAGAAGUGGGCUCCACACGGAGAUCCCCAGCCCCUAAGAAGCCCGUGGUGAAGAAGGAGUGGAAAGAGAAAUGCGACGCCAAUGAAGAGAGCAAGGAGAACCGGAAGGCCAGGUCGGACGACUCUGGAGAGGAGAAGAACGGAGACGAGGACUCUCAGAAGAAUGGACAGAAGAAGAAAGGAAACAAGCACAAGUGGGUGCCGCUGAUGAUGGAGGUGAAGUCGGAGGGGCCCAGAGAGCGCUCGGCCUCCAGGAACAACACCCGUCAGAACGAGGUUCCCAGGAUGCCCCCCAACAACAGGAACGACCUCCGAGACUGGCACAGCGGGAAGUACGAGCGUGAAUGGCGUGAGGACCAUGAUGAGGUGUCCAGCGUGAAGAGCGAGGGUGCUCCCUUCCGUGCCGGGUUCCGGGGGCGUGGUCGUGGCAGGGGCCGGGGCCGGGGACGAGGAAGAGGCGGCAGCAGCAGAGGUCGCUAUGACUACCAUCAUGGCUACAAGGCCUACGACGGAAAGGACGGCGCCUACGGCCAGAAGUUUGGCGCUCCAGUGACCUACUACUACGACAACAUGAGCAGCAACGACCUGUACUCUGUGGACCAGGACCUGCUCAAGGACUACAUCAAGAGGCAGAUUGAGUACUACUUCAGCCUUGACAACCUGGAGCGGGACUUCUUCCUGCGUAGGAAGAUGGAUCAGGAGGGCUUCCUGUCUCUUGGCCUGGUCGCCAGCUUCCACAGGGUGCAGGCUCUUACCACCGACGUCAACCUCAUCAUAGAGUCUUUGAAGGGCAGCAAAGAGGUGGAGAUCAUUGAAAUGAAGAUCCGUCGGAAGGUAGAACCGGAGAAGUGGCCUCUACCAGGUCUGUCCAUGGGACCGGACCACAACCAGGUGGACUUGACCCAGCUCAUCCACUGCCCCGAGUUCGUGCCCCGGCAGAUGCCCACUGAGCAGACAGAAUCUGCUCCAGGGUCUCCCCGGUCCUCCACGCCCACCAGGGGCUCGACCAGGGCCUCCAUGCAGCCCAAAGUGGAGCAGGACGUGUCCAACCUGAAGAGCAUGUCCAAGGGUCUGUCGGCGAGUCUGCCCGACCUGGACUCUGAGUCCUGGAUCGAGGUGAAGAAGAGGCCCAGGCCCUCCCCGGCCCGACCCAAGACCCCCUCGUUGCAGCAGAAGGACGAGGCUGUCUCCCCGGUGCCCCAGCCAGGGCCCAGCCCGAUCCCCACGGCCCCCUCGGCCUCCUCCGCCAUGGCAGCCAGGGAGGAGCAGGACGAGCCCGAGGAGCUGGACUUCAUGUUCGACGAGGAGAUGGAGCAGAUAGACGGCCGCAGGAACACCUUCACCGACUGGUCCGACGACGACUCGGACUGCGAAAUCGCCGACAACGACGUCAACAAAAUCCUCAUCGUGACGCAGACGCCGCCUUACCUGCGGAAGCACCCGGGGGGCGACCGCACGGGGAACCACACGUCGCGCUCCAAGCUGACCAACGAGCUGGUGAAGGUGAUCAACGACGGCCUGUACUACUACGAAGCCGAUCUGUGGGACGACAACUACGAACCCGAGUACGCCACCAUCAAGCAAGAGGUGGAGAACUUCAAGAAGGUUCACCUGAUCAGCCGAGAGGAGUUUGACUGCCUGACCCCAGAGCCCCCCGUCGACCCCAACCAGGAAGUACCACCGGGACCCCCCAAGCCCCAGCAGAUUCCUGUAGACGCCUUGGCGAACAAACUAUUCGGUGCCCCUGAGCCUUCUACAAUAGCACGCUCCCUCCCGACUACUGUGCCUGACUCGCCCAACUACCGCAGUGCCCGGACACCCCGCACGCCUCGCACCCCGCACCGGAAGGACCCCCCCAUGACGCCCCGCUUCUACCCUGUGGUGAAGGAGAGCCGGCCUGUCGACGCCAUGACCCCGAGGAAGAGGAAGACCAGACACAGCUCCAACCCACCGAUGGAGUGCCACGUUGGCUGGGUGAUGGACUCGCGAGAACACCGGUCCCGCACCGCCUCCGUCAGCUCCAACGCCAGCCCCUCAGAGGGUAUCCCUGCGUUGGGGGGAAUUGGCUGCACCCCCCAGUCGCUCCCCAAGUUCCAGCACCCAUCCCACGAGCUGCUCAAGGAGAACGGCUUCACUCAACACGUUUACCACAAGUACCGUCGGCGCUGCCUAAACGAGCGCAAGCGGUUGGGCAUCGGCCAAUCCCAGGAGAUGAACACGCUGUUCCGUUUCUGGUCGUUCUUCCUGAGGGAUCACUUCAACAGGAAGAUGUACGAGGAGUUCAGACAGCUGGUGGUGGAGGACGGAAAGGAGGGAUACAGGUAUGGUCUGGAGUGUCUGUUCAGGUACUAUAGCUACGGACUGGAGAGGAAAUUCAGACCAGACAUCUUCAAGGACUUCCAGGAGGAGACCAUGAAAGACUACGAAGCUGGCCAGCUGUAUGGACUGGAGAAGUUCUGGGCGUUUCUUAAAUACUCCAAAAACAAGAACAUGGAGAUCGACCCCAAGCUGCAGGAGUGCCUGAGCAAGUUCAAGCGUCUCGAGGAUUUCAGAAUCGAUCCCCCAAUGGAGGAGGGAGGCCGCAAGAGACACUCAUCCAGCGGAGACGGUCGCCGCCGCCACCCCUCCCAGGGCUCCAGCCGCCCCCACAGCCAAACUGGCUUCGGCCCAGCCCUGUUCGCCCAGGGCCCCGCCAAGGAUGAUGCCAAAAACAGCAGCCAGAGCCAGCGACCUGCAGCCCAGGCCUCGGCCACCGCAUCAGACGCCAAGCCACCAAAGUAACCCCGGACAACCCUCGGCCACGCGGAUCAACUCAACGUCAUCAAAUCCUUUCUGCAACACAAGGGGGGGUCCAAUGGUUCACGCAAGCAUGAGAGAUUGACUUUGAUGAAUGUCUCGUGAUUUUAAAUAAAUCAAGGCUCUUCCAUUUUUAAUUUCUUUGGUUUGAAACACCGAGAGUUUUGUCUUGUUAGAGACGAGACGAAGACUAUUGAAGGAAUGGAUGAAGUGUUCCAUUUUUGAUUUUUUUUGUUGCAAACCUUAGCAUAUUCUCCCAGUGGUUACUAUGUGGGAAUGAACAUGGUUUUUGAGCACGUUUUGAUGGCUACUGCAAACCUUGUGGCCCCCUUUCUAUCGUUGGACCUUUCCAUUUAACUCCCAUCUGUUGGCUGACCGAUGACCGAUUCCUCAAGAUCUGAUUUUUUUUUUUUUUUUUUUUUUCUUUCUUCGAGUGGUGGAUUGGAAACUGAUGCUUUGAAAAAUUAAGGAGAAAAAAAUAAAUAUUUGACUUGUUUUGGGCUGGAGAGAAGAGAAGACCGGGCGAGGGGAAAAAAAAACAAAAAAAAAACAAGAAACCAAAUGUUGAACAUAAAUGACUAGUACCAGUCUCAAGAUGGUUGAAAGUUGCCUUAUUUUAAUGGUUUUUCUGCUUAAUUUGUGCCCGCCACCUUAAUGUCGAUUGUACAGCAUUGAUCAUUGCAAAUAUGCAACGUCGGUCACCACCUACAAUAGUGGCCACUCAGUGACCCCCUGCCUGCCAAACAGCACCCCUCUGAACUGUCUUCCAAGUGUCAUAUGGUCUGUUACAAAGCCUCCCCCCCCUCCUCCCCACCCCUCGGUGUGUUUGCAAUUUGUGGCUCUUUGUGCUAAAACAUCUUUGCUGGGGGGGCCGCUCCCACCCCUGACGCCCCCCCUCCAUCCAUCUACCUACCCGAUCAUCCUACCAUCCAUCCAUCCAUCCAUCGUACACUAUUGAGGCUACAGGACUGGAAUCACCAAUCCGGAUUACUUGAAGAAAAGAGAGGAAAGGCAGGUGCUUUAGGUGUGUGGUGGGCUUUGGGGGGGGGGGGGGUAAUGGCCUGCUUUCCAGGGCUAAACAAGACUACGCUUCAGUCUGCAGCUUGGCAUGGCCUAUACCCUCGCAUCCCACCAUCACUCACACACACACACACCCCUCAGUGUUUCUUCCAGAGAGUGGCGGCUCUACUCUGUUCUUCUGGAGGAGUACAACCAAUGGACAGGCUAUGUAUCCCCUCUGAUCCCAACCAACCUGUUCUACCCCCCAACAUCCAGUCUACCAGUCAGAUCAACUAUAAUAAUCUGGUUUAGAUAACUUAAUCUUUAUCCGACAUGAGUACUGAUAUCAUCAAAAUAGAUUUGACUUUUUUUUUUUUCUCCACUAAUGUAAAUGUGAACUGAUGAAGAGAGAUGACACCUUCCUGCUACUUGUUUUAUUGUUUAUAGAACAGAUUAUUCUCCUUACAUGUACGUACUCAACAUAUUUUUUUUUUUUUUUUUUUUUUAAUGGUCUCUUAAGAUAAUCGUUUUAAUGCUUUUUAAUUUGCUGUGUUUCUAGGGGUAGGUAGAUGGGUAUGUCUGUAUCGAAUAUGCAUUUGAGACCUCUGGACUUUCAAGAAAUGGGAAAAUAGUAUAGUACAAAUAAAGGGACAUUUUACAUUAGGGCGUCAACUGACAUUCAAUACAACAACAACAACAAAAAACAUCACACGUUUCCAGGAAGUAGAGUUCAAUUUCAAAUCAAAGUUAAUUUGCAGAAUGUCAUUUUUUAAAUUUUGAUAAAUUUUGUUUACAAAUUGCGUGAUGUGAACCACUGGUGUGUUCACGCGACAGGCAAUUUAAAACUUUACACAAAUUGUAUCAUGUGUCAAAGUUGAUGGUUGAAUAGUCUCCCUAACUAGUUAUUGAUCAGUGAAGUAUAAUGGUCCUCUUUAGUUAAAUAUCAAUUGGCAUGAAUAACAGUUAAAACUAUUCCUUCUGCUGGAGGUGCAAAGGAAUGAUUCAGAUUCACUGGUCGCUGUGUUAGAAUGUCCAGUUGUCUUCAUGUUUUGUUUAAAAUUAAAAAUUAAAAAAUCAUUAACCGCCAUUGUUGAACAAUUUACAAGAGUUUAGCAAGAAUUACGUUUUGUUUUUAGCUUCUUCUUUUUUUCUGUCUUGUGGGCUUAGCUCAAGGGAGCUGCGGGUCAAUUCAGGAGGCUGAUAUGAUUGGUGAAUCACUCAAGAAAUCAUUUACUUGCGGAAUAAAGACAAUACGACAAAACUCCAACCAUUUCCCAACCCAGUUAAUCCUCUGAGAGGAUGUGGUGUCACCAGGGGGCGCCCUUCCACAGACAGCCACACAGACAGACGCCCCCCCCCCCUCCCCAGUGAAGGUCACCUCUGUGUUCCACCCCCCUCGUCUUGGACCAGGAUAGAGGGGACAGGUGAGACCGGUGCUCUGGGGUCCAGCCUAUUUAAUUUUUUAUUUUUUAUUUUAUUUUAUUUUUAGCAUUGUGACACAAACCCUGCGGAUGGAUCAGCUGGCGCUCCAAUGAACACUAGGGGGCGCCACGUCUGGCAUCCUGCAGGGUUAGGUGGACUGGGCCGGACUUGGGAGAGAAAGAGGGGAAGGGAGGAAGAGGGAUGUAACCCGUCUUUGGGUUUGUCAAUGAUGUCAAUAUUUAGAGGAUGUGAAUGGCUAUGAUGUCUGGGAACUGAACUAGGAGAAACAAUUCCAUAAAGCCAUAUAGAUAAAAAUAGCUGUAUAUGAACCAUUUUGAAAAUGUUAAUAGUUCAUUACCUUUACAAUAUCAUAGGCUUGUCAUGAGGGGGGUAAAAAAAAUAGAAAAUGAAGAAAAAGGAACAAAAAAAAAAAUAUAUAAAACAGAAAAAUUUAAAAUACUUGAAUGAGAUCUUGUAUUAUAACAUUUUAAUAUUCAUAAUAUCUGCUAUGUAGGCUGAUGUGAUUCGCUAUUAGUGUUAUUUGUAAUUUGUAGUAAUUAUGCUUUUCCUUAUUAAAUAAAAAAAAAAAACAUAAAAUGGACAAAAACCUUAA
Coregonus clupeaformis (lake whitefish) is the source of this 6681-nucleotide messenger RNA. Its product is annotated as la-related protein 1-like. Gene Ontology annotation, biological process: positive regulation of translation; mRNA stabilization. NCBI's taxonomy places the organism in Eukaryota, Metazoa, Chordata, Actinopteri, Salmoniformes, Salmonidae. The record is from RefSeq and is a predicted model, not a curated record. The transcript is spliced from 20 exons. Bases 267 to 3632 code for a protein of 1121 amino acids. Gene Ontology annotation, molecular function: RNA cap binding. Gene Ontology annotation, cellular component: cytoplasmic stress granule; cytosol.